AAGACUGAGACUAGACCGUGAUAGAAACUGAAACAUUUCAAACAAGGACCCUGCCAUGAACACUAUACUAUACUAUAGUAUAAAAAACACCAGAAAGAGAUUGACUGCAAGGCUACCAUUCAAUCAAGCUUCUACGAGAACCGCUUCUCCUACCCAAGACUCCCGUCUUCGAUUUCAGAAAUGGCAAGCCAACUAAAAGAAUGGGUAGCUGGUAAUAAAGAAACAAUAGAAACUGUAAUGGAAAUAUUUGAGCAGGGAGCUGAAAUCAUUGCUAGCGUAGUGGGAGAGUUCUUCCCAAUCUUCCAGAUAGCCGCUCCGAUUGUGAAACUCGCCCUAGACAAUGUUGAAAGCACCGAAGCAGAGUACAUGAAGGAACAGUUCCAGAAAGUCAGGGACAAGUUAGACGUGGUUUCCGAAGAGAUCACCAGCAUCAACAAUGAGAUUAAGAAAAGCGGGAUGGACCAGCAAUACUUCGGAGUUGAAGAAAACCUGACGAACCAGUUUCGGAAGUUUAUGGACAUCCUAAACGCUAAACCGAAGUUCAAGGAGGUCAAGAGGAAGCUGUUCCUGGACUUCUUCAGCAGGACGGGUAAGGAACAAAAUCUUGAAAUCCUCUACAAUGCCGUGAUGGGGGCAGAGUUAUUCACAGAAUCCAUUCUCAACAUCACUCUGGUUUACGAGGAGAAGAAUCGUCGUGUCAUGGAAGAUUUCUGCUCUCGACUGAAACGGCUUUUCUGCAUCGGCUUGAUUGCGUUGAUCGGUCACGCUGCCCUUCUUGACGAAGACACAGAGGAAUUAGGAAGGCAGUGGGGGGAGAAGAUGGAGGCCGUUGAGACCAAAAUGAAAUCGGUCAUAGAGGACUGCAAAAAUUUCGCAGAGCAAGCGGAGAGUGACACCCGGAAACGCCUGAAAGAAAAGAACGACAGAACCAACCAGGAAUUCUCGCAGUACAUAUUCAGUUGCUUAGUGAAGAAAUAUGACUGGGUGAAAUGGUCGGUUAGGGUGUACAACCAUUCUGGAAAUUUCUUUCAUAACUGGCGGGCUGGUAAAGUCUACCACAGUGUCAGUGGAGAAAGCUACUUUCAGCUUUUUGACAACAACACCAAUGUUGUCGUGUCCUACAGUGUCAAACCAGAACCUGUAGAUAAAGCUCAAAUUCAGCAGUUGAUGGAAAGACUAAAGAAGACAAGGAACAUGAAGAAGGUAGCUGAGGAUGUCUACAGUCAUAUGCCUUCAUGCGUUGUGCAUGCUGUCAGUCGUUACAAAGAGGUGUCCGAAUCAAAGAAUUUCACUGAUGAAUGUCACUAUUUCAGAAGACAUAAAAACGUUUCAAUAUAUAUUCAUUCAGGGUAAUUACUUCCUAGGGGUAGAAUGACUACUAAUUUGUCAAACUGUCGAAUAGGUCCACUAGUCGGCAUUAUAAAAUAUAUAUAUAUAUAUUAAUAAAUCUUGUGUUUGAUAA
Acipenser ruthenus (sterlet) is the source of this 1462-nucleotide messenger RNA. RefSeq names its product protein rapunzel-like. The record is from RefSeq and is a predicted model, not a curated record. NCBI's taxonomy places the organism in Eukaryota, Metazoa, Chordata, Actinopteri, Acipenseriformes, Acipenseridae. Bases 181 to 1353 code for a protein of 390 amino acids. The transcript is spliced from 2 exons.